Messenger RNA from Melitaea cinxia (Glanville fritillary), 3797 nucleotides. RefSeq names its product focadhesin. Lineage: Eukaryota; Metazoa; Arthropoda; Insecta; Lepidoptera; Nymphalidae. The transcript is spliced from 19 exons. Gene Ontology annotation, biological process: regulation of post-transcriptional gene silencing. The record is from RefSeq and is a predicted model, not a curated record. Bases 73 to 3639 code for a protein of 1188 amino acids.
AAAAACAGCUGUGAGCCGGUAUUACGCUAAAUUUACAGUCCUUUUUUAUUAUUGAUUAUAAAUUUUCGAACUAUGGAUGAAAUAGAAUAUAAAUUAAAAACAAAGACAAGCGUGUUAGUUGUCAAUGCAAUUGAUAAAUUAAUAUCGACUAUAAAAUCAAAAUAUAAGCCAGGGGAACGUCAAAAAUUUGUAUUAGAAAACGAAGAAUUAAAGUUUUUAAGAGAAAAAUGUUCGUCUCCGGACAGCAUGGUGAGCCUGACUGCCUGUCAGGGGCUACUGGCUUUGGUGGAACUAGGAGUACUGGAAAUAGCCCAUACAAUGUCUACAGUAGUCACUCUCUUGCCAAGUACACAUAAUUAUUCUGCAAUCAUAUCAACAAUGGCUGGACUAUUAGUUCUGGACUUGAAGUCCCGCUUGAUACCCGGACAGCAAUACAAAUGUCAGUUCUCACUGAGAUCCCCGCAGCAUCCCUUCAUAACUAUACUGGAGAAAAACAAAGACGUUGAAGAUGAUGUGCUGGCUCAAAUGCACGCUCUGUGCACUCAUCCUGAGUAUACGGUCGCGUCAAAUAGUUUAGAGCUACUACGGCCAGUGUUUCUAUGGCUGACGUGCAGUCCCCACCGUAGUCACAGCAUCAAACCCUGGCAGCUGCUCCUGAGCUUGCCACAGUCUGAUGCGCAGUCCAAGCUGCUAUUGACUUGUAUUAGUUGUCAACAAAUCUGUAACCCAAAACAAAUAGAAUCAGCGUUUGCGGCUUACUCGGCCGUGUGCGAUACGGCGAUAUACCAGCAGCGAAGAGACCACGUGGUCGCCUUCGUACCCAUGCUCGCGAGGGUAUGUGGCGAGUUAGUGAUUCACGGACGGGACCCAAGAGGCUGUUACAGCUUAAUAGAGAAGUGUUUCUCAACUGACGCACCAGAGUUGAAAACAGUGGCUGGUCUCACAGUGGCGCUGUUGUCACAGAACUUGAUACAUACCUCUGCACUGUAUCUUCACGAGCUGUUUAAUUUAUGUUUAAACAUAAUUAGCAAAUAUGAAUACUCAUCAGUAUGUCUAAGCGCCUUCGUCGGACUAUCUCUACAGUGGCUCCACCUACCUUCAUACCUAACAAACAACGCGUUAAAAGUAGCCGCCAAAAUUAUAGACAUACAUCAAAACACACAAAACCCGGACCCAGGACUUUUGGUAGCUAAUCUGAAGUACAACGAAAUAUUCCAAGCACUGGUACAAGUCGACAAAGAACUGUAUAUUUACUAUAAAUUACUACAUACAUGGGAAAGUUUGAAGGAUAAUGACGACAAAUUAAAGAGUUGGUUUGAGGGCUUGAUGACUGCGAAUGAUCAGUUAAAGCUGGAGAUGUUCACGUUUUUGGUGGGUGUUGUAACGGAGAGGCAAGGGAAUUUGGACGUUGUGUUGAAAGUGAUAAGGUUGCUUGUUGAUUUAGUUCGUGUUAAGAAGGAAGUGUCAGUGACAGUGUUGCCAGUGUUGUUGUACAAGAUAGCCAAUGAUGCUCGUCCUGCUGUCAAAUUGGAGUGCUUGAAGAGUUUGCCCUUGAUGGCUACUACUAAGGAAAAUGUACCCGCGCUUGUGGCGAUAUUGAAUAAGUUGAAAGUGGGCCGAGGAGUACCAACGUCUUUCCUCAUCAUGCUAUAUACCAGCCUAGCUGAAACACAGGCUCGCUGCUUCCCUUACCUGCAAGAGGCACUGGGGGAGGCCCCCCUCACCGAGCCUAAGUGGGAGCUGGACACGGCGCGGGCAAACGCCGUGCUCAAGAUAUGCGAGAUACGGCCCACCAGUAACGGCUUGGAGUUGGUGUCGGUGAUAUCGUCGCUGCUGACGCGCUGCACCGACCGCGCCGGCGCCGUGGCGAGCGCGUGCGCGCUGGAGGCGCUGGCGGCCCUGUGGCGCGCGGCCGCCGUGGCGCCGCCCGGCGCCUGGCGCGCGCUCGAGCCGCGCCUGGCCCGGGACGCGCGCCCGCGCGUGCAGCUCGGCUUAUGCAAGCUGUUAUCAGAAGUGCCUGGACUACGCGUAUCGACACAAGAAUACGACAAGCUUCUGUCCGACACGGCUCGUCGCCUCUGGCUUUACAUCGCCGAGUCGGAACAUCCAGAAGUUAUCCAGGCGGCCUGCGAGGCUCUCGCGCUGUACAGGAUCGAGGAUUACAAGCUGAAGGAUAUACCCGAAAUAUACAGACGGACAGUCAAGCUACCGCCCUCAUACUGUAAGACGCCUGCAGACGCUGCCAGGAAACCUGAGGACGUACUGGACUAUGUGCCUUGUGAAGUUUGGCCGGAAGUGUUCAAAAAUACAAAUUACGCCGCUCUUUCAAGCGUUGAAUACCUGGUGACCGAGUUGAUGGAACGAGAGAUCAAGGGCUACAGGAGUGGGUUGUACCAGGUUCAGCCAAGAGAGCCUCCGAGCUUGGCGCACUUGCCUGCAGCGAGCGUGGUCCGGGGGGUGAUGGAGUGCUUCCGGAGACAGGCAACAUCCCCAUCCUACGACUACCCAGAAGCAGUUCUCAUUUCCAUCCUCAACACGCUCUCGGCUGAAUUCCCAAAGCCUCUCCCACCUCUUGAUUUCUGCUUCCUUUACGAGGUGGUCCAUAGAGGUCGCCUCUGGAAAUCUGGUUGUGUGAAGUUAGCGGCCAGGCAAGCCAAUACCACAGUGUCUGCCAAACGUUUGAUUGAGAAUUUCUUGCAAGGCAUCGUGCCUGGGACGAGUGAGGAAUUCGACAUCGAAGUAUUCUUCGAAAACUUACCAAUAUUCUGUCGAACUGUACCACCGAACAACCUACGACCACCUCUAGAGAGAUGCCUCUCUGAAUCCUUCUCACAACUACCCAGAACCAGUCAAAACCCCCAGGAGUUGCCCUUCGUGAAGCAACUGAUGAAGAUCAAGGAGUGCCUGGAGUCGGAUAGGAUCCACGACGCUAAUAGGACGUUAUUGUCUCAAACAGUUGAGAACUACUUUUCUCUUCUCGAUGACGAACACGUGGCCUGGCCAGCGUAUCUCGAGACGUGUCCAGUACUAUGUACUAAACACCUAGAACGCAUGAGCUCCCCCAGUAGCUGGUGGGAAGUAACGGGCCCUUUACUGAGACACGCCACUGCUGUGAGGGCGAAACUGGCAAGCAACUCGCUCGUGUGGCUCAACGAGGCCAUCGAUGCCCAGGCUACUUACCCUGGUGAACAAGAGAACUCACUCCCCUGCAUGUUACCAGCGCUUCAGGCGGCUAAUACUGAGGACCAAACUACGAGGGACUGGUUCCUUCAGCUGAUGGCGAGGACUCAGGUCGCCUUCAAUGAGUCGGAGGACGAGGCCCAGCAGCGCUACCUGUGCGAGGUGUUCUCGCUGGCCGCCACCGUGUUCAGUGGGCUGUGGGCGCUGGAGCCGUGCAUCGCGCUGGCGCCUGCUUCGGUACUGCUGGCCGCGCGCCCCGCCUGGGCCGCCUGCGCGCUGCCGCUGUUAGAAUGGCUGUGCCACACGCGAGACAUCAUCCGGGACCCGAACACAGCACUCAGCUGCCAGCGCGCUCUAUUGGCACUGAGACACACCGAACAGUUUACUACUCAGAAAAUCUGGACCAGAAUAGAAAUGGACUUCGGAAAUAAUGCAAGCCAUUUAGAAGAUUAUUUAUAAUCGUGUGAUAUUAGUAUUAUUAAGUGUUGCCAUUUACGUCUUUGAUAUUGUUUAAUAAAAAUAAUAUAUCAAAAUAUGCUCUGUAACUUGUAUGUAAGAACUAAUAUGUUUUGAUUGAACACUAAUGUUUAUGUGGAAAAUAAAAUAUAUUAAAAGAG